Molecule: messenger RNA, 813 nt
Organism: Parastagonospora nodorum SN15
Lineage: Eukaryota; Fungi; Ascomycota; Dothideomycetes; Pleosporales; Phaeosphaeriaceae
Exons: 3
Coding region: 1-813 (270 amino acids)
Biological process (GO): regulation of DNA-templated transcription
Cellular component (GO): nucleus
Source: RefSeq, a predicted model, not a curated record
AUGCUCGGAAUAAACUACGAGAGCAGUGACGAAGAAGACGCCAUUCCUGCGACGAAGACAGAUUUGACGAAUGCUCUUCCAGAAAAUGCGCCUGCACCUCUCUCCGAACCGACGCCUCUCAAGCGACCUGCAGCUGCCACAGGUCCAGUCAGCGGUCCUUCGCAAGGACCGACCGUGUCUCCACCUCCUCAAGAUGAUGCCACGAACGAAGCGCCCCCGGGUUCUCCAUACACCUCCAAUCGCGCCAUAAUACAAAAUCUCACCCUACCUACUGUACCCAAUUUCGAUAUACCACCCUCACCACCUGGAUCGCCACCACAGAGAGCAACAAAGAAGUUUGCGCAAUUCUUAGAUCUCAAGAGCAAGAGUCAGCACUUCAAUCAGCGACUGGAAGGCUCGUCAGUCCUACGCGACCCAGGACAUUUGCGCAGACUGUUAGACUUUGCAGGCAUCAAAGAGGAAGAGCAAUACGCCUCGGCGCUUUCCGAGGAUGUUGCGCUCCCAGUCGUAUUUCCAGAUUGGGCAUAUGCAGAAGAGUUGAAGGCUUCUCAGAAACAGAUUCUGAAGGCAAAAGAGCAGCAAAAGUCCAAAGCGCCGCGCGAGGCUGUCGACUUUGUGUCUGCGACCAAGUCCGCGACAUCAAGUGGAGCAGGUACCCCAUCUGCGAAAGUCCCACGUCAAAGCACCGCUGGAAAGAUAGCAGGUGCGGACCAAGAUCAGGCCAAUGGUGCAUCAUCGCAUAUGGCAGACAAGCGCAAAGAGCUGGAGCAUCGAAUCCAGGAGCACAUUGCGAAGCAGAUCAAGAUCACCUAA